Molecule: messenger RNA, 621 nt
Organism: Paraglomus occultum
Lineage: Eukaryota; Fungi; Glomeromycota; Glomeromycetes; Paraglomerales; Paraglomeraceae
Source: the annotation of a GenBank genome assembly
UGGGCCCCCCAUUGAAGACGGGCCAAAUACUCUCAAAAUACUUGUCACCUCUGAUAACCACCUUGGUUACAAGGAUGGUGAUGUGGUGCUUCAAGACGACUCAUUCGUAACAUUUAAAGAAAUUCUGGAUGUUGCUGAGCAAAAUAAAGUAGAUAUGAUUCUACUGGGUGGCGAUCUUUUUGAUAAAAAUCAGCCGCCGAAACAUGUUCGACAUCGAUUGAUGAUUUUAUUACAAGAAUAUGUUAUCGGGGAUCGAUUUAUUGAUUUUGAAAUUAUUGCUGGAACCAAGAGUGUCUUGUCAAAAGAGAAAGCCAACUUUGAGGAUGAAAAUAUCAAUAUCAAAAUGCCAAUAUUUGCAAUUCACGGAAACCAUGAUGAUCCAACCGGACCGGAUUCCAUAAGCGAACUCGAUAACCUUGCCGAAAACAAGAUGAUAAAUUACUUUGGCCGAACAGAGACCCUCGAUAACAUCGUGGUUCGCCCGCUUCUUAUUAAAAAAGGGGAUACGCGCGUAGCUCUUCAUGGUCUGGGAUAUAUACGUGAUCUGAGGCUGAUGCAGUUAUUUGAGAAGCGCGAGUUUAAGCUGGGAAGACCAAAAGACUCUGAUCAAUGGUUUCACUU